AUGUCCUUAAAUCCGCUUAAUGAACUUAAGCGUAGAUUAGAAGAUGAUAGUACUCCUUUGCCUAAACGGCUAUGUCUUGCAAAAAAUGUUAUAUAUUCAGCACACUUUCCCGCUGCUCCUAAGGAGAGAAUUGUUGCAGACUGGUUGGAGAAUAUAAUAGACACAAAUGGCUUUACAAAUAAAGAAAUAAAAGAUGUUAUUGGAUGGCUUCAGUUUUCCGAUGACUUAACAAAUGACCUGAAAUGUAGACUGAUCAAGGUGGUUUCACAGUACCUACGAAAUGACAUUCUCCCAGAAGAAUGUGUGGAAACAUAUGGAAAAUGGACAUCAGAGCUGAUGUUUAGGCAAAAUAAAGGAUUACUGACAUCUUUACAGAAGGAUUUGGAAGAAAACUGCCUAAUGAUGCUUGAAGAGGGUUUCGUCAGCCCUUCAAUCAUUACCCUGACGGAAAUAAUGUCCGCCAUUUUGUCUAGUUUCUUUAGAUUUUGCAAAAUGGCGGAUCAUACAGUACCUCAACCAGUGGCCGAGGAAUUUUGGUCGUCUUUUGAGAAGUUCGAACACGAGUGCUUAAAGAAAUUUGGCGAAUGUGUUUUGAAACUCAACUAUAACCCGCCAUUGGUGUUAUCGUUCCUGAAGCUUUGCUUGAGCUACUCCCAGUUAAAACUGCUGAACUUGAAAUAUGGCAACACAAGGCAAAAAGAGACGGAAAUAACUGGUACAAAUGAAGUCCUCGAUAUUAGCGCAAUCUUGCCUUGUUUGAAUUGCGACCAAUGGACUUCACUCGCGCAAAUGAUACGCGAAGACGAAUCUGUUAUAAUUUGGGAUAAUUUGCUUCUUAUAAAAACGAUGACAAUCGAAUUGUUCAACGCCAAUGACCCAGAGAACUGUCACAGUCAUAUUGUCACAGAAAUCAAGACGCAUCUAAUAAAGCAGCUGUCCGCAUGUCCAGACGUUAUUUCGAAUAACUCCUAUUAUACUAGAGGACUGUUCGCUAAUUUGGAUGCUAACCAAGUGAAAUACCUAUCGAAGGCACUAGUAAAACUUUAUGUGAAGGGCGAACGAUAUAAUUUGUUCAAGGAUGUUGCCAUAACGAGAAACGGCGCUCUAUCGAACGCGCUCCUUAUCGAAACGUCGAAAGCUAUGUUAAAAUUUUUCGACAACAGCAACACGCUCACUAAAGCGAUGAGUAAAGUCGAGUUCGACAUUGUCAAAUUCCUUGAAACUGUCAAUGUCAAAGACUACUUCAACAGUCUGACAAUGAACGCUGACGAUGAGUUAGAAAUAAUCAAAUACUUGGACAUUAUGAGAGACCUGCAGAUAUACAACCUCGAAGAGAGGUGUCAGUUGGCGGCAAUCUUCGCUCUGUUGUCUACGAAAAAGUGUUGCCAGUCUAAAAAAAUUCGCCGAAACGUCGACAGAAUUCUUCAGGCGAUUUUCGAACUCGGCCCGAAAUGUCCGGAUUUGUACAAGAUAUUCCCCGUCGAUUUCAUAUUCGCGUUCGAAGACGGCACGAUUCUCGAUCUGUUGACUUUAUCGCUGAAAUCUACGAACGGUUCUUUGAUCAUCAAAUGCCUGUUAGAGUCCGCUGUGAAGAAAGUGAAGAGCGAUAGUGAAAUCGUUGAAAGCUUAGUGGGGAUCCUCCUCUCGAGGGAAUCCCUGAACAGAAUCACCAGCGUGGAGCACUUUGGCGAUGUGGUAUUCCAACUUCAGUGCACGAUACUGCCGAUAAUUGCCAAAGAGAAAAAGGCCAUAACGACGAGCGCUUUUAGGUCUAUAUUGGCUAAUCUGCAGGAGAAGCUACACCAGGCAAUGCUCGAUGCGUUCAUACGCGUCGAUUUCACCAAAAACUGUGGUUCCGAUAACGACUCGAUUGCGGCAACACUGAACGCCAUCGGCGCGUAUUCGCUGACCCUGCUGAAGUAUUGCGAGCUGACAGACGCCGAGGAGAUAAAGAAGCUGGAUUGUCUAUGGUCCGGCUUGGAGUUCUUCGUUCGGAGCGCCAUAAAGGCUGUCGAGGAUCCGGGAACCAAACAGCACCACGUGGACACGUCCAUUCAGCUCCUGAACAUUGUUCUGCGUCACAGCAAGAAGUUGGAGACACACGAUUUGUACCGGGACAAAGAGGCGCUCCACAGGCAAAUAUGGCGGUGCACCAAAGCCAGGGCGCUCGUAGUCUUCGGUGGGAAGUCCAGGAGACCGAAUGACGGUCUACUGGAGGCGAUGGCGGUGACCUUGAAGCAUCUCGCCGAGGUCGCCUCGCUGGAUUGUUUCUCGACGCAGUUCGUCGGCGACGUAAUAAGUCUGGCGGCCUUGAAGAAACCCUCGGUGAUACUAAAAAGCGAGACCGUAACCGACUCGCAGCUGACUUCGCACCGCACUGCCAGAUACCUCCUGCAGCAAUGCCUCAGGGCGAACAUAGUCGGGCCGAAAUGCGCCGCCCUAUCCAAGCAAAUGUACCGCGCCUGCAAAGCCCUGAAGCUCUGGAUCCGGCGCCAUUACGGCGGCGAGCGGAAUAACAAGAUGGCGGCUGGCGGCCCGCUCGAAAACAAGAUGGCAGCUGACAGCGCGCCAGAAAACAAGAUGGCGGCGCAUCCGGAUUUAAAUGUAGAAUCUGGACGCGUUCAGUCCAUUGUGAAGGUGCAGGACGCAGUCUGCGAGAUUCUGAGCGUCGAUCUGGAUAUGGUGUCGGAGGUCGUGUUGGCGGCGAAGAAGAUGCCCCUCGACUACAGAUUCCUCGACGCGAUAUUCGAGCUCCAGCACGUGGUGCAAUACAUAUUGGGCCGUGGCACUAUCGACGCAAGGUGCGAAAUCGGUUGGCGCGCGUUCUUCUCUCUCCACGAGGGCUGUAUGCACGUGCUGAACAAUUUGCUGCUAUCCAGAGAGGAACUUUUGGAGGACAGAUGGCCGUGUUACAUGCAGUGCUACAAAGCCCUGAUUCUGUGCCUCUGUGAGAGAGCCGCAUCCCUGGAAAAGACGGACAUGUCGUCAGAGCACAAGAUGGCGGAGACAGCACAUUCUAUCGAGAAAUUGACCCAGUCGAUAUGCAAACGCAAGGCGCACGUAUCCCGCAUCGCGGCUUACGCGGUAGCGGACAUCUGCGCAUGGUUGGAGAGGACGGCCCCGCCGAAAUCCGUUAGGCAGCAUCUCGAGAAUUCCGUCGCCCUGUUGAUACAGACCUCCGACUCUACUUACGCGAUGGCGUUCCUCAAGAGGGCAUUGGCCGGCUCCAUCGGCCAGAUGACAUUGGCCAACAUGUAUUCGAUGUACAAGAGAUACCACAAAUACGUCGGUAACGCC
Molecule: messenger RNA, 3297 nt
Organism: Iphiclides podalirius (scarce swallowtail)
Lineage: Eukaryota; Metazoa; Arthropoda; Insecta; Lepidoptera; Papilionidae
Source: the annotation of a GenBank genome assembly